Molecule: messenger RNA, 1742 nt
Organism: Ipomoea nil (Japanese morning glory)
Lineage: Eukaryota; Viridiplantae; Streptophyta; Magnoliopsida; Solanales; Convolvulaceae
Product: serine/threonine-protein kinase STY46-like
Exons: 5
Coding region: 50-1474 (474 amino acids)
Biological process (GO): protein phosphorylation
Molecular function (GO): protein kinase activity; ATP binding
Source: RefSeq, a predicted model, not a curated record
CCCACUUCCCAAUUCAUAAAGCUCUCUCAAAAAUGUCACCUUGUAGCUAAUGAAAUUGCACCAUUCAUCAUCUUAUACUUGGAAAGAAAAAUUGGCUAUGAUGAUGAAUGGUACCAGUGAUCAUACCCAACCCAAAAACGGCGGCUCUCGGAGGACCGCCGCCGCUGUGGCCGCUAACGGCGGCGGAAAGCGUCGUGGAUGGUGUAGAGGACUAACUGACUGCAUCAUUUUGGGGCCCACCAAUGGUUCACGAUACCACUCAACUGCUCCUACAAACACCACUCAUCGUCAACAGGUGGCAGAAAUGGAGAAGGAAGUAGAGAGGCAAAAGGAGCUAAAGGGAAUGUACAAAAUGAGGCUGGAAAGAACACAGAAUUAUUUAAGGUAUUGUCUCCAAGUGGCCCAAGAAAAUGGUUUCUUGGACUUCAUCAUCAACAACAAACAAAAACCUCAGCAAGAAGAAGUUGCAUUAUCAUCCUCAAGUACUACUCUAUGUAAUGGGAGUAUGAGUCCUCUGAUUAGUACACCUCCCAGACCGCAACCGCUCUACCAUUCAAAUCUUGAAGCCCUCAUUCAUCAAGCCAAGCUUAAUGGAUGGUACAUUGAGCCCCAUGAGAUAGAACUGCAAGAACUGGUAGCGCAAGGAACCACGGCGGACAUAUACAAAGCAAGGUGGCGCGGCCUCGACGUCGCCGUGAAAUGCAUAUACCCAGAUUUCUUCCACUCCAACGACAACGGCGUCGGCUUCUUCGCGCAAGAAGUGGAAACCCUUUCCCGGCAACGCCACCGCUUCGUGCUAAGCCUGAUGGGGGCGUGCCUGGAGCCGCCGGAGCACGGGUGGAUAGUGACGGAGUUUCUGGGCACCACAUUGAAAGAUUGGCUCCACGGCCCGGGCAAGAGGAGAAGAGAGAGAAGUGUUCCUCUUCCCCCCAUUGCAGAGAGGUUGGCUAAGGCCGUUGAGAUCUCGCAGGCGAUGCAGUAUCUCCAUGCCCAGAGGCCAUUGAAGGUGGUUCAUAGAGACUUGAAGCCUAGCAACAUUUUUCUUGAUGAUGCAUUUCAUGUUAGAGUUGCAGAUUUUGGGCAUGCUAGGUUCCUAAGCUACCAGGAAAAGGCUCUAACCGGAGAAACAGGAACUUAUGUUUAUAUGGCUCCUGAAGUAAUUCGCUCAGAGCCUUAUGAUGAAAAAAGUGAUGUGUAUAGCUUCGGCAUCAUACUCAACGAGCUUAUUACCGGUGAACAUCCAUAUAUUGAAACCGAGUAUGGUCCUUCAAAGAUAGCCAUAGAAGUUGCAGAGAAUGGAUUGAGGCCAGCACUUCCAGAAGAGCAUGAUGAUGAUGUCCAAACAAAAGAGAUAAUUGAGGUGAUACAACAUUCAUGGGAUGAAGAUUCUGCCAUGAGACCAUCUUUUGCAACACUAACAUGUGCCCUCAUAAACAUCCACAAAGCACUACUCACCCAUGAUGAUGCUUUAUAGCAGUGUUGCAAAAAUCGUGCCUAGACACUAGGCGGUCGCCCUCCUAGAAACCCGCCUAGGCGUUCUAGGCGCUCUAGGUGCUUUAGGCGUCUUAGGCGGUCCCCAGGCGCCUAACGAUUUUUUCAACAUUACUUUAUACUUUUAUAGUAUGUAGUAAAUUUUCAGAAAUUUAAUAUAUUACCAAUUUACCAACAUGUACUGUAGUCGAAUAUACCAAUUUAUUGCCAUAAACGGCCUUCGAUUUUAUUAUACAAAUUUGAACUCCAAA